AUGGCUUCUUCUGAUCAAACACUUGUUUGUGUGAAACAAGUGAAGCAGGAAGUAACUAAUGAAUGGGAUGAGACCAUGCCAUUACCUGGAGACAUCAUUGAAGGAUUCUCUAUACAUGAUGUCGACGAUGUUGAUGAGUCCUUUUUGCCAGUCAAGACAAGUUCAGAGUUUAGUUCUCAGCUUGGUAAGAUCAAUCCGAGUGUGGAUUCCAUAUGGAUAAAGGUUAGAAGAGGUGAUAGUUUACUGAAACUGCAGACAUGUGUUGUGCAACAGAAAGGUUAUGUUCUUAGAAGGAAGUAUACUGUCCAAGCCACAACAGAUCAUAGACAUAUUGUAGAUUUAGCAGAUCUAACAUUAAAGCAAUGCAUUGAACUGCAAGUAAUGACAAGGAGAGUAGACAUGCAAGACAAAGGAUUCCACAAAGAUGCAAUAAAGUAUGAUUGGAAGAUGAAAGUAGGCACUUAUUUGCCUCACCAAAGCUCUUCAGUUGUAAGCUCCAUUCUAUUCAUGCCACUAAUUAGUGAAAACUGCAUCAAUACCACCACAGCUAGGUGCAUGGCCUGGUUUAGUGCAGCAAUUUCCUCAGGAGUCCCUCUUGUUUUUGUCAAUAUUCAAACUGAACUCAUUCCACCUACAAUAGAAAAUACUAAUCUCUCUAGCAACCAACAAAUCCAUUGCACUGCUCAAAUAAUUCAUGGUAUAAGAUUAUGGUUUCUACCUGGACUAGAAGAAAUUCCGAUAGAAUUGAUUCCUCAACGUAAUGAAGCACGCUUUGGAAUGGAAAUUAAACGAACUGAAGAGGGCUUUGUGUGCAUCUAUUCAGUGAUGAAGGACACAUCAGCGGAUCGCGGUGGGUUAAGAGAGCUUCAUGAAGAGGCAACUGCAAACGGUUUCCUUCUCGUGAUUUCACGGUUGGAUGACAAGAACACAAUACCAACAAGUGUUUGUUCUGAUGGUCUUAUACAUUGUUGUGACCAUGCUGAAAUUAAGAACCUUCUUAUUUCUGCAUUAGGCCAAUAUGAGACGAUUCAGCUUCAUGUCAUGGCUUGGCCAAACCAAACUCGUUCUUCUCAAAAUCAUGUUGUUGGCUUUUCAGCACUUCUACCACCAGAAAGUUCAUUUCCCAUUCAUCAGUAUGAUUAA
Trifolium pratense (red clover) is the source of this 1143-nucleotide messenger RNA. RefSeq lists its product as uncharacterized. The coding region runs from base 1 to 1143 and encodes 380 amino acids. The record is from RefSeq and is a predicted model, not a curated record. NCBI's taxonomy places the organism in Eukaryota, Viridiplantae, Streptophyta, Magnoliopsida, Fabales, Fabaceae. The transcript is spliced from 4 exons.